CUCAGAGAAGUUUUUUCCCCAGUUUCACUUUCAGGGCUUGGACUUGUUUUGGGAUUGGCUAGUGACUCAGCCUGUUGUGCUGGUGUGAGACUCCUCACCAAACCACUGCAGAAAUGAGGAAGUGCUGGAUCACUGUUCAGCCAGGAACUUUCUGAGCAGCAGGUUGCAAAGUGGCUCUCCCACAGGUUACGAAGCUGAACACCUGGUGCUGCUUCCUAGCGGGAGAGUGGCCAGGGAGUGAGGCACUUAAUUGCUGACGCCAGCCUUGUGCCUCUGCCCGUGGAAGACGAAGCUGCUGAUUAAGCAAUGCUAAAAGCUAUUGUGAUCACUGAGCAGCCGGCCUCCGCCUCCAUCCCUGUCGGUUACUCCCUCACGAUGCGAUGUAGGGCCACAGCCUGCACCUCCCUACAGUACCAGUGGUUUCUACCAGUACCAGGUUCCGUUUUCUUUCAGUCUGCUUGCUGCCAGAUUGUGGGGGCCACGGAGCCAGAUUUGCUCAUCACUGCAAAUGAAACCCGACUGUACAUCUGCCGAAUCAAUAACCUGCAAAACGUCACCUUCUCUAACUGGGUGAGAGUAGAGGUCCAUCCGCACAUUGCCAAAGGCCUGCUCCCUGAGCUGUGGCAAGGAGAACCUGUCGUAGUCCUCAAUCCCACUGCACCAGAGGUAAAGGUGGGCAAGCCACUUCAGCUGCAGUGUGCUGCUCUGGGGGUGCCAGCCCCACACUACCAGUGGUACCACAACGGGAUCCCCAUGAAGCAUCAGAAGAAGAAGAAACUCUUGAUCAACUCUGCGAAGCUGAGUGACUCUGGCACGUACCUUUGCUGUGCAGCCAAUGGCCAAGGGGAACACUGGACUGAUGCCCUGGAGAUUCACAUAGGUGCGUGUCUGGCAGAUCCAUUUUUCGCAACAGACAAGGUCGCACUUUUGGUGGGCAACAACCAUUACUGGAAUCAUCCGCACCUGAUGGCUCCCAUCACUGAUGUGUUUGAACUCAGCCUUCUCCUAAAGCGACUGGGAUUCCGGGUGGUCUCCCUCCUGGACCUGAACAAGGCGGAGAUGCUGAUAGCUGUCAAUCAGUUCCUGCAGCUCUUGGGGAAAGGAGUCUAUGCCGUAUUCUACUAUGCUGGGCACGGAUACGAACAUUCUGGGAGAAACUACAUGGUCCCCAUUGACGCCCCACAGCCCUAUGCCCCUGAGAACUGCAUCAGCGUGCAGAGGAUCCUCCAGAAGAUGCAGCAGAGGCAGACGGCCCUCAACCUCAUCCUGCUGGACACCUGCAGGAAAUGGUACAACCCGCAGUGUGCGCUGUCGCAGGUGCAGCCGCUGGAGCCCUGGGGGAAUACAGUUUAUGGCUAUGCCACGAGUGAAGAUGCCGAAGCCUAUGAAGUGCAGGAUGGGGAGUUCAGCUCCGGGAUCUUCAUGAAGUACCUGAAAAAGCACAUUCUACAGGAAAAGAAAGUGACCCACGUGCUGGAGGAUGUGUUGGAAGACAUUGGCCGGGACCCCUUGGUAACUGGGAAGCAGGUGAUGGAGAUCAAGCACACUCUGAAGGAAGCCCGGGCGCUGACAGACCCUAUCUGCACCACUGGGCCGACUGCAGAGCUCUGGGGACACAGCCAUGAGUUGCUGAAGGAGACACUGACUUUUCCAUGUGGCAUCCAAGUAGAGCUACGCUUCCAGGUGGUUUUCUCUAACGUAAUGCAUGUGAGUGCAAAGCUGCAGACUCCACCUCCACAUGUCACCGACAUCCGACUCCUGCUCUGCAGACCCGCGGAGGUGCAAGAACUGGCCGUGCUGACUGACUGCCAGUCUGACCGGGUGGUGUCGUUACUUGUCUCACUGUAUGAGCAAGAGGAAUUGGACUGUGUGCUCCGGCUCUAUGGCCUACAGAAAAUUCAGACCGAUGUGCUGCUGCAGUUGGAUUUGCAUUACACCCAGCUUGGCACCAAGCAGAGGGCUUGCGAGAGUCUGCAGAAAAUCCUCCAGAAAUCUCUGCUAGCAAAACUGUUCAGCCAGAAAAGCUCUGCAAACCCAUCCUGCAUGGUGGGCCAAAAGGCUGCUGCCACCGUGUGCCCCAAGGCUGCCCCUGCUGUGAAUGCAGCCCAUGAGAGGUCCAGCUCUCUGAGAGCAGAGCCCAGACACAGCUGGCAAUGUAGCAACCAGUCAAACAUAUGCAGCGAGCCAGAGGAAAACGAUGAGAGUGACUUGAGCAGCCUCUGCUCAGCCCUGCAAAGGGCUGGCCCAGGGCAGAAUUGUCCUUGACGUGUGGGGGAGUUCAGCUCACUAUCAGCAGACUGUAUUUCAAGUUACAAGCCAGACAACUCCCAUAAUCUGUAUUCUAAUCUGAGCUCUUCUCCAGUCCGGCGUGGAUCACAUCCAGAUGGUCAAGGCUGCUAUUGAAAGGGUUUCUCUUCUCAUCCCACUAGCAGGGAGUCCUAGUGAGUGUUAUCUGACUCACAGGCAAAGCUAUAAGCUGUUUAAAACAAGGGCCUCCUGCAGACGGGUGAUUUUACUAUCCACUAGACAGUGUGACUGACAUGAGUUAUCACAUUCCCCAACAACAAGCGUCAUUCAUUUACAGCCAGUGUUGGCAACUGAGCUGCUUUGAGAUUCUCAUUUUAAUAAGCAAAUGUCUACAUCAAGCACUGACAAAAUGGUAAGAAACGGUAAGUGAAGAGACCCAAGAACCUUGCAGGCAUGUCUGAUACAACCACAGAUACAAUUAAAAAAGCAAAUAGUUCCCUCAACUCUGUAUAAAUAUUACAAAGAAUUAACGAAUGACGAAUGUAAAAUUGUAUGAAUGUGUACUGUGUUCAGUAUGUAGUACUGAAAUAGUGUUAGGCUUUUCUAUCUAAUAGGAACAUGCAACAAACAAUUGUACAAUAACGUUUAUUUGUGUUUCUAAAGGAUAUAUUUGAGUUUUGUAUUUAGGAUUGUGUUCAUUGUUCUCUAAACCAAAUUCUGAUAUCAUUUUGGGAAUGCACAUAAUUUUAAUGUAUUUUAACAUAUUUAUUACAUUGUUUUUUCCCUGGAUC
This is a messenger RNA of Gopherus evgoodei (Goodes thornscrub tortoise), 3038 nucleotides long. RefSeq names its product mucosa-associated lymphoid tissue lymphoma translocation protein 1-like. Gene Ontology annotation, biological process: proteolysis. NCBI's taxonomy places the organism in Eukaryota, Metazoa, Chordata, Testudines, Testudinidae. Gene Ontology annotation, molecular function: cysteine-type endopeptidase activity. The record is from RefSeq and is a predicted model, not a curated record.